Poecile atricapillus (Black-capped chickadee) is the source of this 1616-nucleotide messenger RNA. It is a transcript of the gene SLC39A3, whose product is annotated as solute carrier family 39 member 3. Gene Ontology annotation, cellular component: plasma membrane. Gene Ontology annotation, molecular function: zinc ion transmembrane transporter activity. The record is from RefSeq and is a predicted model, not a curated record. Gene Ontology annotation, biological process: zinc ion transmembrane transport. NCBI's taxonomy places the organism in Eukaryota, Metazoa, Chordata, Aves, Passeriformes, Paridae. Bases 561 to 1502 code for a protein of 313 amino acids. The transcript has 4 exons.
AAAGGAAAAUAUUCUGGAAUUAUCCAAAAAUACGGAAACCACGGAGCCGUUUUCCCUCUGUUUUGGGCUCAUUUUAUUUCCUUUCCUUCACCUUCCUCCUUUUUUUCCUGUCUCGGUUUUUUUUUUUGGUGUUUUUCCACCUUUUUUGGGUUUUUCCAGCCCUGAAUUCCAGGCGAGGUUUUCCAGGGAAUUUCUCCUGCUUUACCUGGAGCGGCUCCUGAUUCCAGAGGAUUUGCCUGGCCCUGAGCUCCAAGAUGAAGUGAUAGAAUUUCCCAGAAAGUCCUGGCUCCUCUGGGAGCUGACAGCGAAAAGAAAAAAGCGGGAAUUUUAUGGAAUUUUACGGAAUUUUAUGGAAUUUUAUGGAAUUUUCAGAGCCCUGCCUGAAUUAUAUAAUAUUUUUCAUCGCUUGGAUGCUUCAUUAUGAGCCACUAAUCCGAGCAGGAGCUGAGUCAAUCCCUUGGUGCAGCGGUUUUGGGGCUGGGGACGCAGCCCAGGUGUGCAGGAGGAGCAGGCUGAUGUCCCUGCUCUGAGCACACCCAGAGGUGUGGAAUCCUGUCAGGAUGAGGAUCGUGGUGGCCAAGGUGCUGUGUCUGCUGGGGAUCUGUGUCCUGGUGCUGGCCGGGGCCCUGCUGCCCGUCAGGAUCAUCGAGGCUGACUACGAGAAGGCUCAGCGCUCCCGGAAGAUCCUGGCCCUCUGGAAUUCCUUCGGGGGCGGAGUCUUCCUGGCCACCUGCUUCAACGCCCUCCUGCCCGCCGUGAGAGGGAAGCUCGAUGAGGUGCUCAGGCAGAACAACGUCACCAUGGACUACCCUGUGGCCGAGACCAUCAUGAUGGUCGGCUUCUUCCUGUCAGUCUUCGUGGACCAGCUCUUCCUGACCUUCCAGAAGGAGAAACCCUCCUUCAUCGACCUGGAGACCUUCAACGCCGGCUCGGACGCGGGCAGCGACUCCGAGUACGAGAGCCCGUUCAUGGGCCCGUCCCGCGGGCGCGCCCCGUACGGGGAGCACGGCCCCGGCUCGCACGGCCUGGCGCUGCCGGAGCUGGCGCGCUGCGGCCCCCGGCGCCUGCUGGGGCUGGUGUUCGCCCUGUGCACCCACUCCAUCUUCGAGGGCCUGGCCCUGGGCCUGCAGGAGGACGGCGGCAGAGUGGUCAGCUUGUUCCUGGGAGUGGCCGUGCACGAGACGCUGGUGGCCGUGGCUUUGGGGAUCAGCAUGGCCAAGGCCUCGCUGGCGCUGAGGGACGCGGCCAAGCUGGCGGUGGCCGUGUGCCUGAUGAUCCCGCUGGGAAUCGGCGUCGGGAUGGGCAUCGAGAGCAGCCGCAACGCCGCGGGCAGCGUGGCGUCCCUGCUGCUGCAGGGCGUCGCCGGCGGCACCUUCCUCUUCGUCACCUUCUUCGAGAUCCUGGCCAAGGAGCUGGAGGACAAGAGCCACCGGCUGCUCAAGGUGCUGUGCCUGGUGCUGGGCUACGCCGCGCUGGCCGGGCUGGUGCUCAUCCCCUGGUGAGCCUCGGGAAGCCGAGGGAGCAAAGCUCGCCUCUCCCCUCCCACCGGCGCCGGGAGGAGCCGCCCCUUUCACCGCUGGAACGGCCGAGCCGGGCGGUGUUUCCGUGAGGACCUG